Molecule: messenger RNA, 2791 nt
Organism: Branchiostoma belcheri (Belcher's lancelet)
Lineage: Eukaryota; Metazoa; Chordata; Leptocardii; Amphioxiformes; Branchiostomatidae
Exons: 17
Coding region: 4-2715 (903 amino acids)
Source: RefSeq, a predicted model, not a curated record
GGCAUGGUGGAUGGAGACCUCCACUGGGUGACGGUGGGCGGCUGCGGCGUGUGGGGCAUCCGCGGGGAGCACGACAUCUACUUCCGCGUCGGCACGUUCAUGAACGAGGGCUCCCCCGGCACGGAGUGGCAGAAGGUGGACGGCGACAUGGGGUGGGUCUUCUCCGGCAACGGCAUCGUCUGGAGCAUCGACCACGACUACAAGGUCUACGUACGGACAGGCAUCGACGGAAGCCACCAAUGGGGUACAUCGUGGAAGGAGAUCACAGGAAAAACGAUGAAGUCUCUGUGUGUCAGCUCAUCCAGUAACCAGGUGUGGGCAGUGGACUCUGAGGGAGCGAUUCAGCGCAGGACAGGCAUCGGUGCUGGCAGCUUAGAAGGUACGGGCUGGGAGGCCGUGGGCGGCGGCGAUGCCGUGGAAGGCGGUUUCUCGUACGUGUCCAACGGGUACUCGGGCGUGUGGGCGAUCUCAGCCACCGGCAGCGUCUGGUACCGCGAGGGUACCUACGGGUCACUCGGCGCCGCGGUGGGCAGCGCCUGGGUCGAGGUGACCGGGGUCUACCUGGUGCAGAUCACCGUCGGGUACGACGUGAUUUGGGGAGUGAACAGCCAAGGCCAGAUCUUCGUCAGGAUCGGACUGUCUAUCGAGAAUCCACGAGGAGCACAGUGGGGAAUGAUCGAGGGAAGCCUGUCUCAGGUUUACGUCAGCUCAACUUCCAACCGUCUGUGGGGAUGUAACAGCAACGACAACAUCUGGCGACGUGAGGGCAUCUCAGCAGUAGGCGUCACUGCCGCUAAGUUCAGGUGGUUGAUUUCCUCUCCGGAAUGGGCUAUCGACUCAGCGGGCACUCCAUGGGUCCACGGCGGGGUCACGUAUGACGCUGCCAAGACGCUGGACAUGAAUCUCCAGACCUUCUGGAAUCCACAGGGUCUGGCUAAGGACUUCAACCAAUGGCACAUCAUCUUCAACUUCGGCAUGGCCUACACCAUCUCCAGGUUCUCCAUCAACAACUACGGCGACACCUCGCACGACAUCAAGGCAUUCAAGCUGCAGACGUCGGCCACAGCGGGGCCAGGGUACAACUGGGUGGACGUGCUGGUGGUGACGGACGCCGCCGCGGGGACCCACGAGACACAGCGCUUCCGCGGGUUCGCAGCGACCAGCCAGUACUGGCGACUGUACAUCACCGCAACGCACACCGGCUGGCAACCCUGGCUGAAGGAGGUCGGCUUCUACGGAAUGAUAGCAGGACGUUGCCCGGCCAGUUGGUCAUCCGCUGGAGCAUUGUGCUACCGUGCCUACGAUGAAACAGCCAACUGGCAUGAGGCAGAGCUCAAGUGCAGACAGGGGGGCGGCCGGCUGGCCAGCAUCAAACACCCCGCCUUCCAUUACUUUGUCGUCGCGAUGAAGAACGCAAUGGACGCCAACGGUGACUUCUGGAUCGGCCUGAACGAUGAAGUUUCAGAGGGAGUGUGGUCUUGGACGGACCAGUCGGGCGUCAGUCAGUACAGUGCCUGGGCCCAAGGCGAGCCUAACAACGUACAAAACGAGGACUGUGGACACUACAACAAGCACGGCAUUGCUGGCACACAUCAAGACCUCUGGAACGACAACAAAUGCGACCAGAGAUUCAAAUUCAUCUGUGAACGAGAUGUUCUUCGUCCUGGUGAGGUAGCCACAGAAGGUGUUCACGAGACUGCUGGUGGGGUAGAAGAAGUUGUCAUAAAUGAAGAAGUUGAAGGGCCUCCUGGUGGGGUAAUUACAGAGGUUCACGAGACACACGAGACUAUCGUCAUUCCUGGUAAGACACCUGUAUCUGUACAAUCACCUACAUGUUCGGCCAAGGCCAACGUCAUCUUGCUUGUGGACGGAUCCAAGAGCGUCAGGACGACCAACUUCCCUAACGUCAUCAAGUUCCUCCUGAAACUGGCGGCAGGAUUCGAAAUCGGUCCGAACGGUGCCAAAAUCGGAGUGUACCAAUUCGGCACGAACGUGCGAACGGAGUUUUCGAUUGGCCAGUACAACACUAGGGAGGAAAUUCUGAAUGCCAUAACUCGGAUCCAGUACAUGAACGAAUGGGGUACAUUUACCGGAAAGGCCCUGGACGAAGUGUACAAGAAAUUCCCUGCUGGAGACACCGCACAGAAGGUUGUCGUCAUCAUCACCGACGGAAAGGCAAUGGAUGACGAAGUCCUGGCGAAGGCAUCACAGGACAUAAAAGCAGACGGUGGAUUGGUCAGUGCUGUGGGAGUGGCACGCUUCAAGCUGAAGGAUCUAAGGAUUAUGGCAUCAAGUGACAGCUUGGUGUUCACUGCAACUGACUUUGACCAAAUGGACGCGAUCAGGGACGCAGUUCUGGAGGCCGUUUGUAAAGAUCAGAGUCGUCGCGACAUCGCGUGGGAGAUUGACUCCUACCUGCAGUUCCUGAAGGAGUCGGCAGUGGAGCUUGUGGACAACCUGGAGGCGGUGAAGGAGCGGCGCCUGGUGGGGCGGGACUUUGAAGAGGACGAGUACGUGGCCGCCCACCUGAGUCAGGCCCUGGACGCUCUGUUUGAGCUGGAGGGUCGGCUGGAGAAGCGGGGAGAGUACGAAGGCAGCUGGGCCAUGGACGAUCUGCGCAAAAUCGGCGAUCAGCUGGCCCACAUCCGGGACAUCGCCGUGCCUCUGGAACUCAAGGAAGUUCCCGAGUAUGAGGCCGAGGAGACCUUUAAUUAGUUGAUUGGUCCAUUGUUCGACCGGUCAGUAUAUAGUACGUUAAAGGCAUCCAAUGUGAUUUCAGAGCAGCAAAACU